Messenger RNA from Diplodia corticola, 924 nucleotides. Its product is annotated as mitochondrial carrier protein. NCBI's taxonomy places the organism in Eukaryota, Fungi, Ascomycota, Dothideomycetes, Botryosphaeriales, Botryosphaeriaceae. Bases 1 to 924 code for a protein of 307 amino acids. The transcript is spliced from 7 exons. The record is from RefSeq and is a predicted model, not a curated record. Gene Ontology annotation, molecular function: guanine nucleotide transmembrane transporter activity. Gene Ontology annotation, cellular component: mitochondrion.
AUGGCCCCCGUAAUUGCCUCCACUGGCUCGGCCUCGAAGGAGUUCAAGAAAGAGUCAACCGUCGCAAGGUUGACGGGAGCAGGAUGCGCCGGUAUCGCCGAGUUGGCCGUCUUCCACCCUGUUGACACCAUCGCGAAAAGAUUGAUGAGCAACCACGGCAAGAUCGCGUCCAGCGUACAGCUCAACACCGUCAUCUUCAAGGACAAGGCAGGCGCCGCGCUUUCCGCCCGGUUUUUCUCCCUGUUCCCCGGUCUUGGAUAUGCGGCCGUCUACAAGGUGCUCCAAAGAGUGUACAAGUAUGGUGGUCAGCCUUUCGUGAGGGAUUACCUGGCGAAGAACCACGGCGACAAGUUCGACAACGCCUUCGGUAAGGGUACCGGCAAGGCCAUCAUGCAUGCCACUGCUGGCAGUUUGAUCGGUAUUGGCGAGAUCUGCAUUCUUCCGCUCGACGUCCUCAAGAUUAAGCGCCAGACGAACCCCGAGGCUUUCAGGGGACGUGGUCUCUUCCGCAUCAUCAAGGAUGAAGGUUUCGGUCUUUACAGAGGUUGGGGCUGGACUGCGGCUCGCAAUGCGCCCGGCUCGUUUGCGCUUUUCGGCGGAUCUGCCUUUGCCAAGGAGUACAUCUACAAGCUCCAGGACUAUAACAAAGCUACCUGGGGACAGAACUUCGUCGCCUCGAUCGCUGGUGCUAGCGCAUCUCUCGUCGUCUCGGCACCUCUCGACGUGAUCAAGACCCGCAUCCAGAACCGCAACUUCGAGAACCCGGAGAGCGGCUUCCGCAUUGUCUCGAACAUGAUGAAGAACGAGGGAUUCACCAGCUUCUUCAAGGGCCUGACGCCCAAGCUGCUGAUGACCGGACCGAAGCUCGUCUUCUCGUUCUGGCUGGCGCAGACGUUGAUCCCUGUGUUCGACAAACUCAUGUGA